AUGGAAGGUUUUAGCUACUUGGCGCCAAUUAAGCUUGUAGAAAAGAAGAAAAACGACUACAAAGAAGCUAAAGAGAUUUUGAAGUUGGUAUGUGAUCAUAUUGAUAGGUUGGGCUUCUCUGGUUCUCACCAUCCCUGUUACAGCAGACCAAUUCUUGAAGCUGCAUGUCAAGGUGCUUAUGAAGUUGUUGAUGAGAUUCUAUCUCGAUUCCCCAAAGCAAUCGAUUGUAAGAAUCAAAACGGGCUUAACAUCAUUCAGUUAGCAGUGAUAAACCGUUCAGAAAAAGUCUACAACCUUAUCUAUCACAUAGUUGAGCGUAAAGACUUUUAUAGAACGGUUAUGGAUUCCUCUAAGAACAAUAUUUUACACCUGGCCGGAAGAUUGGCACCUUCACGUAUACUAAGCCGUACUACAGGAGCUGCACUGCAACUACAACGGGAACUGCAAUGGCGUGAGGAAUUGGAGAAAUUUGUGUUUCCAGCAUACAUCACUGAAGAGAACAUCUUUAAGGASACACCAGAAAUGGUGUUUACAAGGGAACACGAGAASUUGGUGAAGGAAGGRGAAAAGUGGAUGAAAWCCACAGCGGAAUCAUGCAGUAUCACCGCAGCACUAAUUACCACAAUCGUAUUUGCAGCAGCAAUUACKGUACCAGGUGGAAGCAAUCAAGAAACMGGUAUUCCCRUGUUUAAGGGAACCRUUCCUUUCACYAUCUUUGCGGUAUCUGAUGCAAUCUCGUUAUUUGCAUCCRCUACUGCACUUUUAGUUUUCUUGUCAAUCCUGACCGCACGUUUUUCAGAACAAGAUUUUCUUGUUAGUUUACCAAGACGGCUGAUYAUUGGUCUUUGCACAUUGUUCCUUUCUACAACUAUGAUGAUGAUAGCGUUUAGUGCGACGUUGUUCCUUGUGUUUGUUGAUCAAAGGAACUGGAUGUUGGSUCCAAUAGGUGGACUAACUUGCCURCCGAUUGCAGUUUUCGUGACUCUACAAUUCCCGCUUGUGGUAGACUUGUUCCGAUCAACRUAUUUYCCCAUCUUYGGUAAGCAAAGUUACAUAGAGCGUGGUAAAUUUAAUCCGAAUAACAUCCAAUAUUUUUUUGGUAAUCGGGGCAUCGAGUAUGUAUUGGAAUGA
Molecule: messenger RNA, 1131 nt
Organism: Cynara cardunculus var. scolymus (artichoke)
Lineage: Eukaryota; Viridiplantae; Streptophyta; Magnoliopsida; Asterales; Asteraceae
Product: ankyrin repeat-containing protein ITN1-like
Exons: 3
Coding region: 1-1131 (376 amino acids)
Source: RefSeq, a predicted model, not a curated record